CAAUAGUGGUAGUAAAUGUUGACUGUGUGGAUAAUAACGCGGAAGUGGCGUGGCAAAGUCAGUACCAUUUUGGUGAUGGAGUUUUAGUUUGAAAAGAAAAGGUCGACCAGCGCGGAAAGAGAACUCAUAAUUUCCUGAGUCAUUGCUUCUGUGGUUUAUUAAACGAAAUAACUAAAGAGUAUCCUCAGUAAGCUUUAAUAUAUUUAUUUGGACAUUUAGCUAUAUUUUAAGAAUGGAGGGGUCUGUGUCCAAUGUGGAGGUGUGUAACUUUGCUUACACGGGGCAGUUUGAGAAAUUAAAACAGUGCAUCCUGUCAGAUAAAACGCUUGCCUGCAAAACAGACCAGGACCGGAGAACCGCGCUGCACUGGGCUUGUUCUGCUGGACACACCGAUAUUGUGGAGUUUCUUCUUGACAUGGGAGUUGAAGUGAACCUGCAAGAUGAUGCUUCGUGGACCCCUUUGCACAUUGCAGCAUCUGCAGGCAGAGAAGACAUCGUGAGAUCUCUGAUAUCCAAAGGAGCUCAGCUCAACUCAGUUAAUCAAAAUGGAUGCACCCCUCUGCACUACGCCGCCUCCAAAGACAGAUAUGAGGUGGGCCCUGUAAUAUGCUACAGGUGGGGUGCUGAAUGGUGGGUUACACCGAUUGCCCUGCUGCUGUUGGAAAAUGGAGCAGACCCCAAUGCUACUGACAAGCUGGACUCUACGCCUCUUCACAGAGCAUCUGCCAAGGGCAACUACCGGCUCAUCCAGCUGCUUCUCAAACAGAGUGCAUCAACAAAUAUUCAGGACUCACAGGGCAACACGCCUCUCCAUCUUGCAUGCGAUGAGGAGCGUGUUGAAGCAGCCAAGUUGCUGGUGGAACAUGGAGCGAGCAUUUACAUUGAGAACAAGGAGGAGAAGACCCCGCUCCAGAUAGCAAAGGGCAGUCUUGGGAACAUACUCCGUCAGAUCGUGGAGGGAUGAUGCUUUAUCUGACCGACGCGUCUUGUUCCAGCUCAAAUCCCCACCACCAACCGCCAAGUUACAUUCUAAGAUUUCCCAUCCCGCUCAGUCCUCCUUAAGCGGUCCGUGUGGAAGAUGAGAUGAUGGACUCAGAUGGUGCUUUGAGACUGCACAGAUCUUAUUUGUUGUCUGAGCACAGGUUUUCAAACCCCACAGGCUAUUUUCUAUUAAAUUUGAAUUGUAAUGUAAAACAUGAAGUUCAACCUGUUAAUAAAUGUGAUGUUCAUGAAUGA
This is a messenger RNA of Maylandia zebra (zebra mbuna), 1236 nucleotides long. It is a transcript of the gene psmd10, whose product is annotated as proteasome 26S subunit, non-ATPase 10. The record is from RefSeq and is a predicted model, not a curated record. Lineage: Eukaryota; Metazoa; Chordata; Actinopteri; Cichliformes; Cichlidae. Gene Ontology annotation, molecular function: protein binding.